UGCCCCCCACCUCCCUCCACCUUCACCAGGCGGACCUCUCUCUCAAUGCCCGCAAGUCGCUGCUGCUGCUCCCGGUGAAGAAAAAACAUAACCGAGGUUUAAGGGGUAUAGGCUGCUAAAGGAACGAGUGGACUAAAUCGCGGCUUUCUAUAGGGAGUGGACGAUGUAGAUAUAAUAAUUUCAGAUGUGUAUUCGUGGUCCAGGCCCUCCUCUGUGUGAAGUGGUACAGUCCCGUUAGUCGGAGCAGUCUGCAGUGAGUCCUGUUAGCAGCAGUAGCUCUACUUAGCGGACAGACACAGGGAAGGCAACAUGCGGAUAAAGUGCACUUUAGUGUGAAAACGGACUAUAUAAUGAACUUUUACCUGCUGGCUAUUGCACUGGGAGCAUUUGGUAAGUUUUAUUCCCUUCUCUUUAACGUGUCAUUUUUGGUAAUAUGCGCCAUAUUUACGACAGCAGAGCAACAGGUUGAUCCUAUAUAAACUCAGUGAUCAUAACGGGAAUCCACCGAACAAAGUGUGAGCCUCAAAUUCGAGCUUCAAAGCGAGGUUUUUCCAUCUUAAUUGAAUUUAUGAAAACAGUAAUAAAUUUGAAGGUAUGUAGUAUUAAACACUGUAUUAAUUCUUCAAAAUAAAAAGCUACUUUAACUCCUUAGAUAUGGACAUAGUUCCCUGGGGCAUAAACAAAACUUUGCCAAUGCAGGCCUGUCUGUUUCUGACAUUAUAGAAAGUUAAUUAAUUAAAACUUAUUAGGGCUGGGGUCUACUUGAGGUUACCAGAGAUCAUAAGACAAAGUACACAGGACUAUCUCGUGUAUGGACUGACAAAAUUGGAAGUGUACAGGUAAUAUUUGUACAUUUUCAAGCACAGAUCUGAAAGAUUUCCUGUUUAAAUAAUCAUACACAUGAAGCUUUAAGGCUGAUGUUUUAAUUAAUUGUCCUAAUAUUAUAUUAACUUUGUUGUAGUAAAGGUUAGGAAUAAAAAACUUAUCUAACACUACAUCUUUAUUAUGCUGUGUGAGAGGAUAAAUUACAUUUUUCCUUCCUAUUUUAUAUAGGCUGAAAACAAAUCUCAUUAGAAAUUUAACAAGGAGUUUUAUCAAAACAAAAAGAAAAAGGGAGUCACAGUAUCAUACCAUAACCAUACUAUUAGUCAUACGUUUAGGUCAACAUCAUUUUAAGUGUUGGGAAAAACCCUGUAAUCUAACCCCCUGACCAAUAAAGUCACGUCUUUUAUCAGAAACUUUCUGUGUGUUUCCUAAAAUUGCAUUGAAAUCUUUAUCAGAAGUAGGGGCUGUAUCCAGUCCUAUCAGGGUUAUAGUUUGCUGGGCUAUUGAGUCAAUGUGAAGGAAUGCAGCACACAGUAAAAGCAGGAAAUGUGACAGCUUUGGAGAGGAAAAGAAGCCCGACUGUGUUCAGGAAACAUGCAGCGUCCUGUAGCAGAACUUUGACCUGGAAAACAGCAGUGACCACACAUUAUUUUAAUACAAGACAGUCUAUCUGUUUGCAUGCAGGUGGAGGAGGAGUCUGUCUGUAUUCUGUGCAACCUGUUCAUUAAAAUACAGUGACUCACACCUGAUGCAGACUCCACAUAAACAAUAGUUAAAAGUCUUUUUUUAGCAUGUCCAUAGUUUCUCGAGAUUGUUUGUUUGCUCUCACCUCAAACUGAGGGCAUUCAUGGAGAAACGGUUUGGUUUAAAUCUAUUGGUCUGUUUCCAGCCAGCUGUAUGAAUGUGGAUGCUCUCAUUGGUUGGCGUUUUUUGACCUCCUCCCCCUCUUUUAACUCAGCCCUAACAAUGGACUGGUCCAUGAAAAAGGAGACAAAGGGAUAACCAGGGCUUCGUUGUGGGAGAAUCUCUAUCUCUCCUCCUUGUUUCUAUCCUGCAAACACAGCCCCAGACACACCUCAAACACUGCACUUAAAAUAAUUUCAGAUUACAUGUUGUUACUCAUCAGAGGAAUGGGAACAAACUGAUGAUGCUAACAUGACUGAUGGGAAUGUGUAUUUAUGACUAAAACUUAAGAUAUCCAUCAAAAUGUCCCAAUAUCUCAACUGACUCAUUUAAUUCCUCAUAUGAUAAAAAAAAUUCUAGUUCAAAACCAACAGCCCCCAGGUCUGCAAUUGUAAGAUUUGCACAUUUUUAUUGCAAAUUAAGUCUGUAUUUACUUUGGUUAUGGAUCAAAUAAAACUAAUUACCUUAAACAACCAUCUUUUUUUACCUUUGUCUGACUGUUUAUGCAUAAAUUAAUAAAUCAAUCAGUGAUAAAACCGUCGGAUUAUUUAAAAAUGGAGUAAUUGGUAUGUAAAGCCUUUUACUUUAUUUAUUUCGUUAAAUUGAUUAAAACUGUCUCACAGUUGUAGUCCUAAAGGUGGGCUGGAAGUAAGCACACUGGUGCUCGUAGAAGGAAACAAGGAAAUAUUUGAGAUAAAAACUAUAAACGCUCCUGAGGAAAAUCAAGCUGCAGGCUUUUGUGUUGAUUUCCUGUCUUCUGGUAAAUGUUUAGAGGGAGUUCCUGCCCCGCCUCGACUUAAUAUGACUUGCAGAAAGCACCCAUGACCACGUCUGUGCUCUCCAUCCCCUCCCUGUGUGAUGACAACCCCCUGCCUCUCUCCAGGCCUCCCCCACAUAACACACACACUCACACUUACAGGCACACAGGAAUUUGACCUCCUUGACCCCAGCACAGAGCAGCAGAGGAGCCCCCACACAACUUAUCUCUCUGUUCUUGUCUUUAAUAUGAUGCUGAAUAUCUCCCAGGUGUAGUCCUCCACACAGACAAAGAAGAGGCACAGCUGUUUCUCCACUGAUCAAGAUCUGCAUCCUUUUCCCGUCGUUUUGCUGUUUUCAAAGACAUCCAGUCGACCCUUAAUUUAGUUUAGUCAUCUGAAACGAAUGUAGUGAUGAACAGCACUCCCCCUAAAGUUUGUUAAGUAAACAAGGACCAUAAAGUAAAGUAAGCUAUAUAUUUUUCUGUCCAUUUUUUUCCAAUCUGACAUCUCUUCCUGUCUUGUCUGUCUUUGAUUUUUUUGUGUCAGCGUAUGUGUGUGAUGGCGUGCAUGUCACAGUACGGGAGAAGCGGCGCCUGGCGAUGCUCUUCCAGUCCGUCGUCCUCCCCUGUCAUUACCAGACGGCCUCUACACAGACCCCGGUGGUCCAGUGGUGGUACAAGUCCUACUGUCGAGACCGCACCAAAGAGUCCUUCACCCUGUCAGAGACUUUGGCUGUCCAGGCCUCAGAGUUGGGUGCCACGUCCCACCUGGAGUGCUCAGACAGCGGGCGCACCGUCAGGGUUGUGGCGUCGGCGCAGGGAGCCUCAAUGACACUGGCUGAGCAUUACAAAGGCAGAGACAUCGCCAUCAUAAACAGUAAUGCCGCAUUUCUUUAUUUCACAGUUAACAGGAAAGAGACGCUGCAGCUGUUUGACUGCUGCACUGCUGCAUCGUGUUUUCCUGUUCUCUAAAUAUACCUCCUUUGUCUUUACCUUACAAUAGAGGAGAGAAACACACACAAAAACAGCCCUCCACUCAUGAUCCAGAUCCCUGCUCCCACUCUUAUUCAUGUGUGACCUCUUGUAAAACCUCAAGUCUUAUCAGAACAAAACAGCUGUCCUCUAUUCAAAUACAUCACUCAGACACACCACAUCCAACAAUGUCCAUCUGAAGUCAUUGGAAACAGUAAAGCAAACACAAGAUGAACAGACACAGUAAUGAAUUCAUGGGGGUAAUCUUUGUAUCCAAUAUUUUUAUCAGAGCUAACACUAAAUAUUUAUUUCAGUAGCAGCUCCAUAUCAGCUGUGCUGAUGGUUUUACAUUAUCCAGAUGGAGGGACUUUUACGGGGUAGUUUGCUUGUGCCAGUUGCUACACUUUAAGAAACUUUUAACCUUUUAGAGAAAAAAUGUGAAUUUAAGUUUAUUUCAUAAACAUCGAAAUUCAGGUUUUAGCCAGUUUCUGAAUUAAGAGGCAGAGCUGAUUGUGAUUCCAAAGUAAUACACUUACUAUUUAUAAGUACUGUGUACAUCUUCACUUAAAAAACAAACAAACCAUCCCUUAGAAUUAAAAAACAACUUGCAGAUACUUCUCAGAGAGUUUCUGUUGAUUUUAAGGGGUCUGCACCUUCAGCGGUGCAGAGGUAUAUUAUUAAGUGGCAUUUAGCAGAGGAGACUUGGUAGAAGUGAGGUCAUAAUAUAUUAUACAAUGAUAUUGUGAAGUAGGUUUGAAUUAGUGUAUAAUUACUUGAAAGUUAAAAUACUUUUCUAUCAACUUAAAAUUAGCCUUUUAUUUACACAUAGGAGCAGGUCUCCUCAGAACUGUAAUUUCGACACACUGUACCUGUAACUUUUCAGUUUAUGUGUCACAAAGCAAGUCGAAUGAAGGCUGCUCCAGUCAGGAUAUAACUUCAGUACAUUUAUUUGAACUUUAGUUGGACCUAGAUAGGGAAAUAAUAGGUAUUCAAAUAGUUUUACUUUCAGCCAAUCAGAGCAAACUUCCAUUAAUGAGUGGUGGGGGUUUCUUUUUGGCUAAACUAACUAUGUGGUGAAGUCAGCCAUUGUUUAUGACUGACAUAACCCAGUUUACUCUGAAUAAUUUUACUAUUUGUGUAGUUUUUAAAUUUCAGGUCUUUGAAUAUCUGUUUGUAUAAAAUUCAUGGUAGACGAGGUGUUGAUGGUGUUUUAUUCAACUAAAUGCCUCAGUUUGUAUUAAAGUUUGCAUUUAAGUAAAGUAAAGUUCAGUAGUGCACUCAAUUGAAUUGAGUAUCACUUUACGGACACUGGUCAUGUUCUUGGACUUGCGCUCUUAACUUUUCAGGCGAUCAUUGUAUAGGUGCUAGUAUGAAAAGACGGUACACAAACCAAGCCCUGGUGUUCAAACAUAACUGUACAAUAGUGAAAGCUUCUCGAAACAGACACAGGGUUGUUAAAGUCACGUCUCUGUCAGCAUAAAUCCUUGUGUAUCCACAUUUAAACACUGUCCUUCUUUGAGAGCAUGAUGGACCCUUUGACCUCCCACCUCUUGCAGCACUAACAGCCUUGUCUCUCCUCUCUCUGUGCAGAAGCAGACCUGCGGAUCGGGGAGCUGCAGUGGGGGGACAGUGGAGUGUACUUCUGUAAAGUCGUCAUUGCUAAUGAUCUGGAGGGGAAGAAUGAAGCCCAAAUGGAGCUACUGGUGCUCGGUAUGACCACACUUCAUAUUUUCACCAAAGUCUCAAAUCAAACUUUUAGCUUGGUCAUGGUCAGGCUUGUUUUGUCUCAUUUUAAGCUCGGUGAGGCGUCUCUCUAUACGUUGUAAAAGUUUUAGAAAGAGUCUUUUUGUCUCUGCUCUCCAAGUGUUUUUUACAACCACAGCACCCAUGGAAACAGCCAUAUGUUGUUUGCCUCUUUACACAGGAAAGCCAGCAGCUCAUUUCACACUGAUGUUGACCUGACUGGACUUCACUGUUGGCAGCUUUAGAAGUGAUCGCACGUUCAGCUGUGCAGGAUUUGUGUGUUUUAUUUGUUGUUGUUUGGAUCAUCUCUCAGUGAAACAAGAUGUUCAUUCGGUACAAGAAGUUGAGGAAGCCUUUGUUGUCCAAGCCACCCCUUAAGCCGUUACCAUGGCAACCCAGAGGAGGCCAGGGUAUGUAAAGGGCUGCAGCUGGUAUAGACAAAAAAAAAGAGAGGGGAGUAAAAGAGUUAAAAGAUGAGAAUCAGGCUGAACUUUUACAGCAAUCCGAUCUGAAUCUUGACUCUGAAGUGUUUGGCUCUUUGAGUUAUGCAAACCUCGAUCUGGUUGUGGUUUGAAAAUCUGCUCCUUCGGCCUUCCUCUGCUGAGUACUAAUCUGAUUAUAGUCAGCUCACAGGACAGAGGAGGGGGGCUUAAACUCGGCAGAACAACAAGGCUGAAGUGAGUUUUGGAUUUAUGUUAUCUGGGAUUAGAAAUUGGAAAUAUGUCAAGGGUUUGGAUCUCACAUGCUGCCAUUUUUAAACUUGAACAAUCCCAAAGUCAGCAUUUUGGAUUGUUGACUUUUCUAACUUCUCUCUAAAACUCUAAAACUUUUGGUUAAGUAUGUAGCUACUGAAUGAUUAGCUUAGUCCAGCAAAGCAAUUAGGUCCCCGCUUUCGCCUUGUAAAAGAAACAACCAAGAUUAAGUUCAAGUUUAAUUUCUUCUCUGUGUAAAAUCAUGUGUACUCUACUUAAAACCUCCAGACAAAAUGUUUAUUCUAAUCUUACAGUUUCAGAUUAAAAACUCUAUGCUAAGCAGGGUUAACUGACUACAGUUUUACGUAGUCUGUAUAGAAAUGAGGCCUCAGUCUUCUCACCAACACUAAGCAACAGUGUAACUCCUCUGAAUUUCUGUGUGUUCCUUUCUGCAACAAGCUGUCUUCCACAAUCUUCCUCUUGAAAUUUGUCUUUUCAUUAAUUUCCCCUCUCAGCAGUCACUCCCUUCACUCUCCCUUUUGUAUUGCAAAAUCUUCCCUCGCACUCCUCCAGCCCUCUUCUUGCAUCUCUCACCGCCUCCCUCCCUCUUAGAGCUGCAUAACUCCCUGGAUCUCUCAGGUUACUCGGUGUUACUGAGCUUCAUGGUAUGUAGAUGAGUGUGCCAGGUCAGGGAACCAAGAUUACUUUUUAUCAGGUGGGGAGGUACGAUGUGUGUUUUUUUUUCCCCCCGUCCACAGUAACAGCCUACUCAGCAGUUUGUGGAGCCGGUGGGUGUUUAGUCUGUGCCUGCAGUCAGACAGAUCAGUGACUCCUAACUGUAAUUAUAGUCCUUACACCUCACUUUAAGUGUAAUGAAAACAUGAACACCUCCAGUUGUACCACACCUGCUGCCAGUCUUUGUAUCCCUCUGUGUGUUUCAGUGAAGUUCCUAACAGCUAGGAUGUUUAGUUUCACUUUGUUGAUCUGUUUAUCUCGUACAUAAAGCACAAAGACACAUUGUUUCACCGCCAUACAGCCUGUGUGACCUUUUUAUUACCAGUUCCCAUGGUAAAUUGCUGCCCCAGAAUUGUUCUGUGCCCCAGUUUCCAGAGUCCCCCCUUCUUUUUCUUCACACGCUGCCUGGCCGGGCAACAUCUCUGUAGUCGUGAGUUGCAACAUAAAGAGGUGUGGUACAGUUUGCCUCUCGCUAAAAUUAGAGUCAAAGUUAAGCGUGUUAUGAACUUUGACCUCAAAACCAAGAUGAUUCAUGUCCAUGUUCAGGAGUUCAUACUGUAUUUUAAACACAACAUUUUUUAAUGGCAUGAACUCUGGACAUCAAAACAGAUUCAUGUGAGGACAAGUGUUUACAGACAAGCUGGAAACUCCAUGAACUGAGCAUAAAGAUGGAAUUUUAGAAGCCAAAUGCUGUUACUGUUGUGUUAAGGAGUGCUUUCAAUGACCAAGCUGACUCCCCGACGUUUUGCAGGUACAUGUUUGAAUUGUUGUGCAAACAAGCUACAGCAGAAGCUAAAAUGAAUUUGAUAAAUUUUUCCUGUGUUUGGUUUGAAGGCCGUGUGGGCAACUUGAUCAUAGGAAAUGAAAAAAUUAAAGCUCUCAUGAGGAAGCUUUGGUUUGUGUUGAUUUUGGUGCCCCCUGUGGACAGAGGUAUAUAUCUUUUUUCUUUGCUGAUUUUUGUCAUCGACGUGCCAAAGGGCUGUGUCUUCACCAUGUUGUUGGCCCUGGUCAGACACCUUCCCCUCUUACAGCUGUUACAGGGAUUCAGAAUUACAAUUAUACUAAUGCUCAGGUUUGUCUCUUGGUUUGGUGUCUUUCAUAACAUCAUGUGAAAUGAUAAAUUUCCAAAUCCAACCAUUGAGGUUAAUUUAUUCAUACCUGCUGUGUACUCAGCGAGAUGGCAGUAAAAUGCUCAAUCAGUGCAUGACUGUGAAAUAUCCACUCUGCUACCAGAUUCUCUAAUUUGCCUGACCUUUAACUUUUGGACUCACGCUUCCUGCUUCCCCUGCCGGCCUUCACCUGUGCUCUCCCUCUCUCUGCAGGCCGGACAGGUCAGCCGGACGAUCUGCUACCUGAGUUUGAUGUGGAGAUAAUGCCAGGUAUGGCCCUUCACCUGCACUCUGUCUCACUGCCUGGCAUCUUCUGGCUUCUUCACGUUUAAUUUUCUCUGACCAAUCAAAACUUUCCUUGACUAACAAGUAGGGAUGCUCAGCAUUGAGUUUUGCAAACAAAUGACAUGCUGAUAUUGUCAAUCUUAUUUUGACUGAUACAUAGAUAGACACACACACCUUUAUUUCAGAGUAAAGAACACAGAAUCUCUGUUUUACUACAGCUGAUCUGUUCUUGACAGUCUGUUUGUUUUAGAUACUGACAUCAAACUCGUUCUACCAGAACUGAUAAGUAGAUUCUUUGUUACCUUAUCUGUCACACAUAUCUGCAGAAUUUGGCACACUAAUAGUUAACUUUUCAAGCUAUAAUCCGCCAACGCUGAUAUUACGUGGCUUAAUAUUUGCAUGCAGGUGUCAUCAAAAGCCUGAAACAGCACAAAGAUAGAGAAACUCUUUGUAAGCUUGUAGCUCUUGUCUCUUCCUUCCUGCUGAUGACUUAAAUUCUUCAGGGGAUUUACAGUAUGUCGCCACAGUUAAUGGUUUUGAGUGUAUUUUAGUCUUUGGCACACCCUGAGGAAGUGUGUUGUUAGGGUUUGGAUGCUUUAGAGAUGUGAUGAGGGAUAGGAGAGAUUCGUAGUUCCCUAGAGCUCAUCUGAGGUUUCUUUUUGAAAGGCUCUGUGGUCUCUGACGGCAUCUUUAAAGGGAGGCAGAAAUAUUCCCAUACCUUCAUGAAAGUGAAGGUCUCAUUAUUGUACUUUUAACCUUUGUUUUUUAUUAUUUUAUUACUAAUCGAGCAGCCAAUGCAAAACAUAGGAUGAACAGCUUUAACCCCUUUAUAAGUGAAUCCAAAAGUAACUAGAGCUUAUCACUAAAGAGACACAUACAAUCGCACAAAAACAGCUGUCACCAAGUCAGAGUAGUUUGUUAAAAUUGUUUUUCUAGACACCAAGUGAAAUAAAAUACACAAUUUUUAAGGUGUUUCUGGGAUGCUAGGUCUCAGGGGAAUGACCAGUAUACUAGUUUUCAGGACUGUCAAAUACACAAGCACUUGAAAUAUACGCAAAAUCACAAACAUAAAAAGACCUCAAUCAGUUUUAUUCCUACAGUUGCUCGUUCAUAACAAAGAUCUGGAUCAGGUCCAGAGGUGCUAUUUUUAUGCAUCUGUGCACAUGAUCAUGAAAAUGGGGCCAGUUUGUCUGUAAAUGUGCUCACCAACAGUCACAAAUCUGACAAACUCUGAAAAAACAAACUCAGAAUAACUUACUUUAAUUCACAUGGAUAUUUACAGUCUGAUCCCCAGCGUGUCUAUCAUGUUUUGCUGGUUUUAUAUGGGAAAAUAUCAAGUCUAGUCUUCACAUGUCAAAUGAUUGUGGCUCUAGGAGUGAGUGUUGACAUUAAACACAGAACAGUUUAUAUUUAAAAGACCAAACACAUCCAAAGCAAUCUAAUACAACACUCCAGCCUUUCAGAUAUCACACAUUGAUAGUUUUUUUGCAUUCUUAUCAUCAUCAAAACAGCCUUUUUAUAAACAAAUGGAAAAUUCAAUUUACAGUAUGUGUGUGUUUGUGUUUUUGUGUGUACAUUGCAGAGUGGGCGUUUGUUGGAUCGGUCGUCCUUGGGAGUGUUGUGUUCCUGCUCUUGUUGGGGAUCUGUUGGUGCCAGUGUUGUCCACACUCCUGCUGCUGCUACGUCAGCUGCUGCUGCUGUCCUGACACCUGCUGCUGCCCUCGACACUGUGAGAAAACAAAACACAACACAAAAAAAUCGGUUCAUUUCAUUUCAGGUUUUUUCUGUUCCUCAGUAGUACACAGUCUGAAGGGUGUGUUGUUCUCCUUCACAGUAUAUGAGGCAGGGAAAAUGGCAAAGAGGGGACCGUCUGCUCAGGUUCCGAUGUAUCCGUACUACAUUCCCGGUGUUCCCUCUGUGGUUCCCUCCGUGGUUCCCUCUGUAGUUCCCUCUGUGGUUCCUCUUGCUCCUUCAUCCCACAUGGAGCCGAAAAUUGCAGCUAUCCCCUCAGUGGAGAACAACAACCUGGCUGGAGGUGAGACUUCACAAAACAGUUCAGGAAAUGCUCAACAACCUAUUUUAUUUUGUUAAAAAGAAGUAAGUGGUUCUAGAGAGACCAUGUCUGGGUUUCCAGAGUAUGAUUUUUUUUCCCCUCUGGUGUUAUUCUUUAAAGUUUUACGGUAAAAAAGCUGCCAAAAUGUUAUUUAUGUGCAAAAGACAAUACUGAGUAAAAGAGAAAAUGUGAAGAUAUUUUUGGUCAAAUUUUUUACGUCACAAAAACUUGAUAUCAUUAUGAAAACAUUGACUGACUAACUCUCAAUUCAUCCGUCAUCCCUCAUGCUCUUGUCUCAAAAUAUCCUCAACAUGCAUGCUUAUUAUCUGUUACUAAUCUUAACGUUAUUGGGUCUGCUUAGUUUUUGCUUUACAAGGAAUGACAUGUUUAUUUAUGUGUUUGUUCUUGCAUGCACGGACGUGUCCAGAAGGGUGAUUACAGGGAUUACUUCUCCUUUAUCACCCCCAAAAAUCCAAAACUUUGAUAAGCUACUUGCUUAUUCAGAGGCAAAACCAACUAUUUGGUCACAGUGGCGCUAAAGUAUACAUGAUAAAUGUAGACAAAAGAGAUAAUGCUAACAAUUUGUGUCACCCCAGCAAUAUCUAGGGCUUCAGUUUCAUGACACCAGUCAAAAACAGUCUGGACACACUCCCUGCCUGCAUGGUCUUGUCCUUGUCUGUUUUUGUGCUUUAGUAUGUGUGUGUCCACAUCCACAGUGUGCAGUGGUUAUCGUCUGAAAACCAUUCCCAACCAGGAGCCAAUGAAAGUUCUGUACUACAUAGAGAAGGAGCUGGCUCAGCUUCCCUCUGUCAGGAUGGCUGCUCAUCAACGUAAGCCUGCACAGAUUAGGGCAGUUAUUGUAAUCUGUGUGGCGGUGUGUGUGUGUCUGUUUAAGUGUUGUCUUUUCUGUGCAUGGUUUGUGCCAAUUAAGUAGUGUUAGUUUCCAUCUAACCCCUGCAUCCAUUUCACGUAACAACUAACUGUCACCACAGAGAGGAGAGAUUUCUCAUACAGGACCUCAGGGAAAUGAAGCAGCUGUAAGUCUGCAGUUCCUUCUCAACUGAAAAACAUUAAAAAUAUAAGCAGAGUGAAUUUAACAGAAAUAAGAUGAAAAUCUGGGUAUUUUCAGCAGCUGUUGAAUACUUAUAUCAAAUAACAGCGAUUUGUCAACGCAUGUCAAGGUGUAACAUUGCUUUUUCUAACAAUCAUAUGUUGUUUUUGUCCUUUCUUUUAACUGUGAACAAUACAGUACAAAAGAAUCUCAAGGUUUGUUCUUGAAGUGGAAUCUGACAACAGUUUGAGGUGUCACGUGAAAUGUUUUGCCUUGCUUGUAAUUAUACAGUCAUAGUCACCCUCAAACCAGAAGGAUAGUGAUGUACUGUUAUUACCGUCUUAUACUAUUAAACACCUAAAGAGGACUUUAGUGGGCUGCAUCUAUAGCAGUGUUCCCCAGAGGGCAGCUACAGGAAACUUGAGCAGAAACUACCUUUAAGUUCUUUCAGUGAUGAAAACAGAGAAUGUGUGUCUGUCCAAACAGCUAGUAGCCUCUCUGAGCUGAGCUCCCUACACGACGGAGGGACAGCAGACUUCAGGCACACUUAUCAGACAGUCCAGAUGAAGGCGCUUCCACCAAUUGCAGACAUGGACAACCACACUGUGAUGAGAGCAGCUCCGCAUACACAGAGCCGAAGACACAGGCGGGACAGAAUCAACCAUUCAGAUGACGAGCUGGACAGAAGGUAUUCUAACAUGGGGCUUAAUGGGGGAUUGUAUUAUUUUGGAAGCUGCCCUCACAUGGCCACUGGAGGAACUGCAGGUUUGUAUCAUUCAGUCACGUUGGGUUGUUUUUCUCUCAAUCGUCUUCUCACCAACAAUUUUACCACAGUUCUGAUGUAUCAGCUCACCGAGUGCUUCAUUCUACAAUACAUAGAUGCAGUUAAUCCAGGAUAGUGUAGGUCUUCAACAGCACCACUGGCUCCAUAUCACACAAUUAAGUAUAUUCAUAUCCCCCCUCUUCACACACAAGGUCCACUAUCACAAAUCCACUCAGAUCUCUAAAAUAUUGUCUACCUUUUCUGGUUCCACAUCAUUUUCUUAUCCCCACCAUCCCAUUUAUAAAGGAUGAAGCCAUAUACCAAUCUUUUCAAAGCAGCUCUGUAAAUAAAAUGUGUAAUUUUAAGUAUGUGGUCCUCCUUGCUUUAGGUGGAACACUUCCUCGGAGCAUCUUCAGAGAAAGACACUGAGCAGAAGGGGGCGUACUGGUUCCCUGGAUGAGCUGGAGGAAUUUGCCCAAGCUUUUGGCUCUCGUGGCCGUCGAGCCGGGCCUGCUGACAGACUCUAUGAGCGGGAUUACAGCCCUCCCAGGCGUUUCUACAGAGAGGAAGAUGAUGGCUGGCGCCGUCGCAGUCCUUCACCUCUACCGCAGAAAAGAAGGGACACAUGGGACAGCGAUCGACCCUCUCGACCGCCCCAAAGCAAAGGGUAUGACAACGCCUUCCUCAACGAUGUGCUGGAGAGAAAGGCAAGGGGGCGGGGAGAGGACCGAGGUGGUGCCAGACCAGACGAGGACAGUGACACUCCCUCUAAAGGCAGCUCCAGAGGAAAGGGCAGUGACAGUUACUACAGUCGAUCACCGAGCAACCGUCCAGAGGAGGAGGACGGUUUACCUCCGUACUCUGAGUGGGAGGCUGAGAGGUAUCGCAGGGCUGAGCAGGCCACAGACCGGUACCGCACUGCAGAACCUCCACGCUCAGACCGAUAUAAGACCACUGAACCCGCCAUGAGGCCGUUUUCUUACACUCGCCCCAACCAGGGAAUGUCCCAAACUCUACAAGGGGGGAGGGAGGAUAGAGAGAGGAGCCGAAACCUGGUGAGUUACUUAUAGCAGGAAUAAGGACUUCCUCUCUCUGCAGCUCUUCAGGAAAGAGCCUCUUCAUUCUGUUCAUAGUUACAGGAUGAGUCCUUCCUUUUUCUAUACUUCACUCAUUAUCAACAGUUCCCACGAAAAGUCCAAAACAAGGAAAACUUAAGUGAUAAUGGUAUAACUAAAGUCAGAUUCAGCUGAUUCUGUGAUUGCCCAUAAACGAUCAUAAUAAAAAGCCAGAGUGCAACAUAAUGGAUGUCCUCACACAUCAGUAGGAUUAGACAUUUAUCACUACAUUACAAAACAUGUUGGAAAAAGGGAUAGAAAUGGAAAGUGCCCAGAGAGAGAGGAACCAGUUUCAGUGUCUUAACAUGCAUUCAGAUGCCUCAGUAGUCCCAAACAAACCUCGGUUAUUUGAGUCUCCAGGUCUGAUUGGAAAGCAAGUAAGUACUGAGAGAUGUUCUUGGUUUUUGCCAUCUUUGCGCGUUAUCAUUUGAAAAUGUUUAACAGUAUUUUGUACAUAAUCUGACUGUUUUUUGUGCAAUGUUAAUGCAAAAUCUGUGGUCUUAACACUGAAUCAGUAUAAUUUUUCACUAGUUUGAAUUAAUAUAGAAUGAUUAGUUUUGAAUUUCAUGUAAAACACAUUUAUGUUGUAAUUCCAGUACACGCUGUAUAAUCCAUGCACAUGCUUGUGGCUCUCACGGUGUUACCAAUGCUUACUUGCUGGCCUUCUAAAUAUGUUAAUCUCUCGUGAAUUACUAUCACACUCAUGAAUACUAACAUUGCUUGAGCUGCAUAAUUUCUUAAAGUGCCAUAAAACAGCAGGCUGCACUAACCUAACAUGAGCAUGAAUUCAAAGUCUCUAACGUGUGGCUCUCGGUGUAUUUCUUUAACAGAGCACUGCACUGAGCAGAGACUCUCUCAUAGUGUGACAAGGUUUCCCAGCAUCCAUCCUCUCAGCACUGCCAGUCUGCUCAUUUAAACCAUCCUGUUGCAACGCAGGAGAGGCUUUCUGUUCCUCCACAUGAAGUCUGAAAUGUCCCACUGAAAUAUUUGCAGCUGAAAUUUAUGUGCACAGCAGCAUGUGCAGUCUGUUAUGUUAAUACAGGGCGUUUUUGCUCACUUGCAUGAAUUAUAUCUGGCUAUUUAAGCAUGUGUAGUCUGCAGAUGUGUGUAUGCUGAUUGUGUGUCAGUUUCAGGAACUAAACUCGUAAAUCAGUGCCAUAAUUUUGUUUUUUGCCAACGUCAGACGGUCUUUUUAGCAUCUAACAGGAAACUACAGUCUUAAUUUCUCACUCAGUUGACUGCAACUCAGGUUUACUUUGUAUUUUUGUGUUUUUUAUACCAUUCUUUAUGUUUGUACUGUACCUUGACAUUGUUUGAAUUGCACUGCUUAAAAACUGUUUUAAUAAUAAAACAUGUAGGAAGUCUUUGCUGUCUUACAA
Molecule: messenger RNA, 14382 nt
Organism: Xyrichtys novacula (pearly razorfish)
Lineage: Eukaryota; Metazoa; Chordata; Actinopteri; Labriformes; Labridae
Source: the annotation of a GenBank genome assembly